Messenger RNA from Trypanosoma theileri, 801 nucleotides. Its product is annotated as ADP-ribosylation factor GTPase activating protein. The transcript has a single exon. NCBI's taxonomy places the organism in Eukaryota, Euglenozoa, Kinetoplastea, Trypanosomatida, Trypanosomatidae. The record is from RefSeq and is a predicted model, not a curated record. Bases 1 to 801 code for a protein of 266 amino acids. Gene Ontology annotation, molecular function: GTPase activator activity.
AUGCCAGGGGAAAAACACCACAGACAUCACCGUCAUAGGAGUCACGGGGAUAAGACCAGUAAACCCUCAGUGGAGACGACUGUAGAGGAAGAGAACCAAGAAGAAGACUGGAAUGCAAACCGUCAGCGCAUUGAACUUAUCUGUCAAACUCCUCCCAAUAAUACGUGCAAUGAUUGUAAUAGUAACGGUACACGAUGGGCAUCUGUGAAUCAUGGUGUCUUUUUAUGUAUAAGAUGCUCUGGUAUUCAUCGUUCACUCGGUGUACAUGUGACAAAAAUAAAAUCAACCAAUAUGGACAAAUGGCUCGCAACAGAAGUUAAUUUAAUGGAAGCUAUUGGCAAUAAGAAAGGAAAACUACUAUAUGAAUCUCGUCUACCAAAAGGGAUGAAACCCAUGACAGGUGCUGAGCAAGAAACAACGUUAAGGACGUUUAUUCAACAGAAGUAUCAGGAAAAAGCUUUUGCAGUCGAAAAUGUAAAUGAGAUUCUUCGACAGUAUUACAAACAAACACGUUAUGGGAAAAAACCGAAGAAAAGUACAUCCGGUGCGAGUCACACCAUUGCAAGAGGAGGAAGUGCGGCUGAUGCUGGAAGCACCCAGCAGCGUGAAGAGACUAUGAAGGCACUCUAUGGUGUCAACGCAGACGCCAUUUCAAAGAAGUCAAAGAAGAUAAAACCCGUACAUGGCAUAUUUGGAGUAGUAAACGUUCCACUUGAUGAAUACGAUAAGCGUCGAGAAGCUCUUUUGGCGCACUUUAACCUUUUAGAACCCUCUGUUGCUGGCAUUGUUAACACUGUCUGA